AGAAAUCACUAAAAACAACCCCGGAUUAUCUGUUUAUACCGUCAAACCCAUGUCUAGUGACCUUUCUAUUGUUAUAUUCUGUAAUCUUUUUAAUUACAGAUUACGAAUGUCUUUUAUAAAUCAGUGAACUCUUAAAUGUGGGUAUAAUGAAAACAUCUGUACAGAUGUUGGAUGCAUCCGUGAUCUUUUGAUGAGUUCUCACGUCGUCACUCCAGGUCCUUACAGGGCCACUAAACUGUGGAAUGAGGUUACUAAGCUAUUCCGGGCUGGGAUGCCCUUGAAGAAGCACCGGCUGCACUUCAGGGUUUACAUGAACUGCUUCACCGCAUCAGCAGCCGUGGACUGGUUACAUGAACUCCUGAAGAUCAACAGCAACUUUGGACCAGAGGUCACCAGACAGCAGACUGUCCAGCUGCUGAAAAAGUUCUUGAAGAAUUAUGUUAUUGAGGAUGUGAAAGGUAGACGGGGCAUGGAAGACCUGGAAGACAACAGUCAGCUAUACAGGUUUCCAUCAACAUCUCCACGGAAGACCAUUCCUAACUGUGCCCCUGUUUUGAGGAAGAAGAGCAUAUCUAUGAUGGACAAGGAAGGAUUCUUCAAGUUCAGGGGCUCUAAGAAAUUCAACAAAAAAGUUUUGGAAAAUGUGGAUCCAGAAAUGCAAGAAUCUCCUACAGAAUCAGCUUUGGGUGAGACCAAACGCUGCAGAGAGCUCACGGAGGAGGACAUUCAAGUGAUCUGGAAGAAUGUGACACUUACACAUUUGCAGAAGCUGUUGGGAUCAGGGUCUCUUGAUGAUGUUUUAGAUCCAGCCCAAGUCAAUCCUCAGUUCAUUGUAUAUAAUAUGAUGAAAGUCAAUAAACAUGGAGUUGUUUCACUUGAAGACAAGAAAGAGGACUUGCCACACUGGGUUUUGUCUGCCAUGAAGUGUCUUGCAAAUUGGCCAAAGUACAAUUCAAACCAGCCAUCUUACCCAGGCUUUGAGCGUGACGUGUUUAAAACAGUGUCCUGCUAUUUCUACAGUCUCUCUCAACCACUUCUUACUUAUCAGUACUAUGAACUGUUUGUCAACAUCCUGGUUAUGUGUGGCUACAUCACGACUCCUAAAACUCAGUGUGGAAAGCGCAAAAACCAGGAUGAUCCGAACUGCCCACAGCAAGCCAAAGCCCCACAUCUGAAUGUUGUCAACCUGUUCAAAUCAACCGAAUGCCUGCUGAUGAGCUUAAUAAGAAAAGAGGCCUUUGAUGAAGCUGAAUCACCUAUGCGGGAAGUUUACAGUUCUAAAGCAGAGACUAAAAUAGAAGUUCAAAGAGCCCAGCAGCCUGUUUUUAGAGGCAGAAGGGCCAGUGCUGGAGUUGGGCUGGAAGGUAGCUAUUUAGAAGCCCCAGUUGGUAGGCUUCAUCCCAGAAGUUGCUCUCUGGAGAGAAUCGUAGAUAAUGUUGUGGUUUCUUGUUCAAAGAGCAAUUUAUUCCCAUCAUCUGAAAGUCUACAGUCCUGUGGCAGCAAUAAAUCAACCCCCCAUACAGAUUCUCCAGUAGCUGCAAACCUCCAGGGUUCCUCAAUGUCCAUAAACUCAUGUCCAGGUGUGUCUGAUACAAAGUUCCAAAAUGCUCAAACUUCCAGCAGUAGCACAAGCCACCAACUCCCUUCAGAUCUUCGUCGGGCCAACCCGAGACCCAGCAGGGCCCGGCCCAGAAGCAUUGGUAACUUAUUUGACAUAGAGAAGAACGGAGAAAUGUGUGCUAGCAUGAGACCAGACUGUUCCUCCAGCGUUGACCUUAGAGCUCCUGGUUUGGUCCGGAUGCAUGGCAGCUGCAUGGAUGUUAGGGCUAGUCCAAGCAUUAGCAGAUGCUGUCAAAGCUCCAUGGACCUGAGCAAACCCGCACCUGCUCAGCCCUCUUUGGCCCUGUUAGCACGCUGCCUGAGUCCUGUGCAAAGUCUGUUGCAGCCAUCACUGGAGCGGGUGGCCAUUGAGGCCCUGCAGCUCUGCACGUUACUCCUGCCUCCCGCCAGCCGACGCAAACUGCAGUUACUCCUACGAAUGAUCUCACGCAUGAGCCAAAACAUGGACAUGCCGCGGCUGCAUGACAUCAUUGGAACUCGUACUCUGUUGGUGCAGACGUUCAAUAGGUGUGUCUUGAGUUGUGAGGAGGUGGAUGAUCUAGACGAACUCUUGGCUACGAGGCUUCUAUUGUUUCUCAUGGAUCAUCAUCAGGAGGUCAUGCAGGUGCCUGUGUACCUGCGCAAUGCUGUGGAAGAUCACGUCAGCUAUCUCAAAUCACUGAACACAUGCCCAGGCCCUGGUGUUGUCAUGCCGACAUACUCAUUCUGCAGGCAGAUCAGCACUCAGGAGUUUGAAGAGCACAAACUCUCUGUGUCUCAGGCUGCUCUCACUGACCUGCUAGAGAAUCUUAUCAAUGACAAGAGCAUGUCAGUGAAAGAGAAGAAACAGAAGCUCGAACUGUUUCAGAAGGAAUAUCCUGAUAUCUACUUGAAACGUUUCCCCACAAUGGAGAGUGAAGCUCAGCUUUUUGCAGAUAAGCCAAAGAUAAAACCGCCAAUGCUGUUAAGCAUCAAGAAACCCAAUGUGUUCAGUAUUCGGAACUGAAUACCUCUUUAAAUAGUUAUUUGGGUGAUGUAUUAUUUUUUUGGGUGACUUUUUGAUUUUAAAGGCAUUUUAGUUGACCUAUUGCAGUGAAAGAAUGGAGUAACACCUCAGUGUAAUCUUAACAGUAACUUCAGAUGGGGGGGGGGUAUUUUGCUCUAGUAGAGUGAUUUUUUUUGUUUUGUUUUCAUUACAAAUGUCUGUCAGUUUUAACGUUAUUUAUUUAAGGUGUGAUUUCUUGUAAGUUAUUGGGAGCUCAUUCAUAGUGUCAUAGUGUGUAUAAAACACAGGCUUAUGGAAAAUGCAGAUAUGGAGUCUCUUUUAAACCUUUUUUUGUUUUAACUUUUCAUGUUUGUAUUUCAGUUGUAUUCUCAUUUUGCUGUUAUCACCUUUUUGUGUGUAUGUCUUCAGUAUUCAGAUGUGUUUACUCACACUUGGAGCUCUAAAGCCAUAAAUUGUUAAAAUAAUUUGUUUCUGUGUGACAUGGCAGUUUUAGCCUGUUGGCUAAUUUGCACUAUUUUUUUCCAUCUCAAAUAUGCAAUGUUUAGUUUUGUCUUUACUUAAUAUGUAUAUAUUUUCUGUCUAGGGGUUAAAAAUCUACUUACUUGCUUAUUGAAAUCAUUUGUUGUAAGAUGUUAUGGAUGGAUCAUCUUGCACUAUGCCACUGUACUAAUUCAGUGGCUUGUGUAAUGAGAGUAAAAGACUAAACUGCUGGACAGAGAUUGAUUUAUCUUUGCCAUCAUAAAUGAUUUUAUAUUAUAUUUAGUUAACAGGCAUAGGUGAGCCCAAUCUAUUACAUUUUAUGUAGUUAUAUCACUUUAUUUAUCAACCCAAAUACUUGUACUGUCCCUGUUCUAUGCAAUAAACUGUUUUAA
Messenger RNA from Myxocyprinus asiaticus (Chinese sucker), 3477 nucleotides. Its product is annotated as DEP domain-containing protein 1A-like. The transcript has 12 exons. Lineage: Eukaryota; Metazoa; Chordata; Actinopteri; Cypriniformes; Catostomidae. The record is from RefSeq and is a predicted model, not a curated record. Gene Ontology annotation, biological process: intracellular signal transduction. Bases 191 to 2605 code for a protein of 804 amino acids.